This is a messenger RNA of Musca domestica (house fly), 559 nucleotides long. RefSeq lists its product as uncharacterized. Lineage: Eukaryota; Metazoa; Arthropoda; Insecta; Diptera; Muscidae. The record is from RefSeq and is a predicted model, not a curated record. The coding region runs from base 45 to 476 and encodes 143 amino acids. The transcript has 3 exons.
UGUUGGCAGCGCUUUCUCUGAUUUCAUGCCUCUGCCACCUCUAUAUGGCCUUGGCAUCCCCUCAAUACCUUUAUAAUUAUGAAGAAAAUUACCACCACUUCCUAGCAUCUCCAAAUGGCUUCAAUGAUGAAAGUCAGUACUAUCUGAAUGGCGAUAUUGAAAAUGAAAAUAGUGGAUUUGCAUCGGUAUAUCCUCCAGAUGCCUAUAACUCUUAUAUUGGUGAAUACGAAGAGAAGGAUGAGGAUUAUGUGUCCAUAGCUGCUUCAGAGGUGGAUGAAUGGAAUGAUAGAAUGUUUUUCACGACUAUUAGCAAUAUUUAUCCCACCAAUGGCCCCUCUCCGGAUAUUCUAAUACCGGACAUAAUGGAAGUCAGUUCCAGACGCAAACGGAGUGGCAAAUAUGGUUUGAACUAUGAAAUACCUUUGAGUUGUAAGAGGGUCAAAUCCGGCACGGAGAAGCGGGUGACAAAGGGUUAAUGCAAAAUAUUUAAUAUUUGAGAGCAAAAAUCACAAACAAUUUAAUAAAAAUAGUAGUUUUUCCCUUCCAUUUGCAAGUCAAU